Molecule: messenger RNA, 930 nt
Organism: Cooperia oncophora
Lineage: Eukaryota; Metazoa; Nematoda; Chromadorea; Rhabditida; Trichostrongylidae
Source: the annotation of a GenBank genome assembly
AUGAAAAUUCCAGUACAACUCACGAAUUUCGUCUACGGUGCUAUAGCUGAACUUGUGGACAACUCUCGAGAUGCUAUGGCAAACAAUUUACAUAUCGACUACACUCCAAAUGAAGAAUACGGUGGUAUGUUAUCUAUACUCGAUGACGGAUGCGGUAUGGAUAGAAAAGAGGCUAUUUCUGUGGUAUCGUUUGGUCAUUCCCUCAAAAGGAUGGAGCCGGGUAUGAUUGGACAAUACGGAAAUGGAUUAAAAUCCGGUGCGAUGCGUAUUGCCAAAGAUUUCAUUAUGUUUACGAAGAAAGAUGGGUUGCUGACGUGUUUGUUGUUAUCAAGAACGUUUCAUGAAAUGUACUCAUUGAAGGAGGUUUUCGUACCAGUCGCGUCAUUCACAUUGGAAGGCGGUACACGUGCUAUGUACUGUGAUUCACAAACCCAGGCGAAGAUGCACUCUCAGUCGAUGGACGUGAUCUACAAUUACACGCCUUUUGAUUCUCAGGACGCACUUUUUGAACAGUUUGAACGUAUUAGUGGCCAAUCAGGUACACUUAUCGUGCUGUUCAACAUGAGACGUAUCGAAACUGGUGAUUUCGAACUAAACUUUGAUACGCCAUAUGAUGUACGACUGUCGAAUUUUGAGGAGCAAAGGGAGGAGGAGCGCAACUCCUUGAGAGCGUACUUGUCUGUACUUUAUCUCAACCCGCGUAUGAAGGUCUAUCUUCGUGGCAAGAAAGUGUUAACAAAGAGGAUCUUGAGUACUUUAUUAUACCCGUAUAGAUACAAUUAUACAGCGAAAAAUCUGAAAGCAUGUGCUACAAAGGAAUUCGAGAGAUGCGAACAGAAAGUGAAAGAGGUGAAAGAAAUGCUUCGGCUUGUCGUCAUCAGCUCUUGGCGAAUUCGAAGCAAAGCACCGUGGUCAGAAUAUCCACGCUAA